Molecule: messenger RNA, 2368 nt
Organism: Malus domestica (apple)
Lineage: Eukaryota; Viridiplantae; Streptophyta; Magnoliopsida; Rosales; Rosaceae
Product: putative transcription elongation factor SPT5 homolog 1
Biological process (GO): transcription elongation-coupled chromatin remodeling; regulation of DNA-templated transcription elongation; regulation of transcription by RNA polymerase II
Cellular component (GO): DSIF complex
Molecular function (GO): mRNA binding
Source: RefSeq, a predicted model, not a curated record
CCCUCGCGCACCCUGGGGAAAUCGAUGGCGCGUAGAACAGAGGCGGCGACGACGGCGAUGAGAAGCAGCCAAUGGAAGAGGAAGAGGAAGAGGGAGCGGAUGUCUACGAUAAGGUACCCUGUACCCUCGCGCCUCUAUAUAUAUACGAGGCAUUAGGCGUGGGGUUUCUUGAGGAAUAGCCAAAUCACACAAACCCUACGAAGAGCCGAGAAGUACGAAACCCUAGACGAAGGCAAUGAAGCGCCGCGGAAGAGAAAACUCGUUCUACGAACAGGAAGAAGAUCCAGAAGAGGCCCUUUUUGACGACGAAGACGGAGAAGAGAAGGAGGAGGAGCGACAAGGAGGAGGCUCUGAUCGUAAAAGGAGGAGAUCGGAUCGCAGAGAAGAUUUCGCAUCGAAAUUUUUGGAUAUUGAAGCCGAGGUCGAUAGCGAAGAGGAAGACUAUGAAUCUGAGCCCGAGGACGACGGCUUCAUAGCCCAACCUGGCGACGAUCCAAACCCGAGUGAUGGAGAAGACGAUGACGACGUUAGAAGGGCGAAACACGGUCGGCUGUUGUUCCCGGAGGAAUUGGAGUCGGAGGAAGAUAUUGAAGAAUUAGAGAGAAGAGUUCAGGGGCAUUUUGAUUCUCACCAAAUUCAGUUUGAUGAUGGUGAUGAUGAUGAUGAAAUUGGGCAGCAAGCUCGGUUGCCUUGCGUAAGGGACCCGAAAUUGUGGAUGGUCAAAUGCGCGAUCGGGCACGAGAGAGAGGUUGCUCUCUGCUUGGCGCAGAAGUGCAUCAAUAAAAAAUCAAAUCCAUCUCAUAUGAUCAGGUCUGCAAUUGCUCUUGAUAAUCUGAAAAAUUACAUAUAUGUUGAGGCAGACAAAGAAGCCCAUGUGAGAGAAGCUUGCAAAGGCAUGCGCUAUGUCUUUACUGCCCAGAAAAUUGUUCUUGUUCCUAUUAAGGAGAUGGUAGGUGUCGUUUCUGUGGAGAGAAAACCCUCCGUUGAUGUUUCGGUGGAUAGUUGGGUGAGGAUGAAGAGGGUAAAGAUGUAUGAAGGGGACCUUGGCAGGGUUGUGGAUGUGGAUGAUGUGAGGAGGAGGGUUACGGUGAAAUUGAUUCCAAGGAUUGAUUUUCCAGAACUUGCGAGGAAAUUGGAGGGACUAGGCCUACAAAAGAAGAGAUUUAUUCCUCCUCCUGCACGGUUGAUGAACAUUGAUGAAGCUGAAAGAGUACUGGCGAUUCAGGUAAAGGAGACAAGAGAUCGGGAGACGGGUGAAUACUUUGAUAAGAUUGGUGACAUGAAGUUUAAACAUGGGUUCUUGUAUAAGACCGUGGCAAUGAGUUCGAUCAGCUGGCAUAAUGUAAAUCCUACUUUCGAUGAACUUGAAAAAUUUAGAAAACCUGCAGGGAAUGAGAAUGCCGAUCGUGGCGAUGAUAUGUUUUCGAACCGAUAUAAAGGAGAGUUUAUGAAGGGUGAUGCAGUUGUGGUGCUGAAGGGAGAUCUGAUAAAUUUGGCGGGGAGGGUUGAGAAGGUUGAGGGAGGGAAUGUUCAUAUGCGACCCGACAUGAAAGGCCUUCCAGAAACUCUUGUGAUAAACAAGAACAAUCUUUGCAAGUACUUUAAAAUUGGGAAUCAUGUGAAGGUUACAUCUGGUAGUCAGAAAGGUGCUGCUGGCAUGGUUGUGAAGGUUGAUCAGCAGCAUGGGCUGGUCACCAUUAUAACUGAUAAAACCAAGAAACAUGUUUGCGUGUUCGCUGACGAUGUUGUGGAAAGUUUUGGUGCUACUGGUGAUGAUGCAAAUGGUGUUUCUAGUUUCUCAAGAUUUGGCCAUUACAGAACUCCGAGCAAGUUUUCUGGAGGUCGAAGAAGAGGGCCUGAUGCUAAUGGUUUGGAUGCAGGGACUAGGGUGAAAAUUCGGCAGGGUGUUUAUAAGGGCUACCGCGGUCGUGUUGUAGAGGUCAAAGGACAAAAUCUGCUGGUAGAAUUAGAGUCCCAAAUGAAGAUUGUCACAGUUGAUCGUCGAAGUUGUGUUUCUGAUUCCGAUAACUUUGCCGCGUUUGGAACACUGUAUCGCUAUGGCAAUGGCAUGAGAGGGACUGAGACUCCGAUGAGAGAUCCCAGAGCAACUCCGCUCCAUUCGUUCAUGACUACUCCGAUGAGAGAUCCUAAUGCAACUCCGCUCCAUUCGUAUAUGACGACUCCGAUGAGAGACCCCAGAGAAACUCCUAUCCAUGAUGGCAUGAAGACUCCAAUGCUCUACUGAUUUUCAGCUUUUAAGAUUUCUAGUUACGUUUGAGUAUUAGUUUUUAUGUUUUUUGUUAAGCCCUUUGAGACUUUGAGUAUUAGUUUGGCAUUUUGCUAAUGUCAAAACUUUAAUAUUUUUGUA